Messenger RNA from Drosophila mojavensis, 988 nucleotides. RefSeq lists its product as uncharacterized. Lineage: Eukaryota; Metazoa; Arthropoda; Insecta; Diptera; Drosophilidae. The coding region runs from base 373 to 924 and encodes 183 amino acids. The transcript is spliced from 2 exons. The record is from RefSeq and is a predicted model, not a curated record.
UGAAGAAACAGAGUGAGAAAGAGCUAAGACAGGAGUUGCAUUGAAAGGGCUAAAUAUGAUCUUAUCUAAGAUCAGACUAAUGGGAGUGAACUAAAGCUCUCAGCUUCAGCAACUGAGAUAUGCUUACCAUGUGCAGCUCUAGCAGAUUGUCAAUGUUUGGAUAACCCUGACAACGCAGCUAAUUAGUCAUUAACUCUGCCGCUCAUUUGCACAGCUGUUUUCAAUUAGUGUCACUGCCAGAAUCUAUUUUUUGGCCGGGGCGCGGCUUAAACAAAACUUCAAGUUGUGCCAAGCAUUAGGCUGUUGGGGCACACAGCUGAGUGCUAUCGCAUCGAACAGCAACUAGAUUGCUCCACUCCGAAAUUCGCUCGAAUGAAACUAUUAAUCUGGACGUGUUUGCUGUGCCUCGCUCGCAGCCAUGUGGGUGGCAUGUUCUUCGAGCUGCCCGAGAAUGCGGCAGAGUCGGCGGAUGGCGCUGACUUUAUGGACGAGGCGCUAAAUAGCAUCAACCAAUAUUUUGGCAUUCCGGUAACAGCAACAAGUCCGAAGCCCACAGGCAGCAAUAGCCCCAAGGCAACGGCAGCCACAACAUCAUCGACAUCGACAUCGUCGGGGUUCCUCGAUGAGGUGGAAACGUCGCUGGAGCAUGCAACAAACACACUCGACGAUCUGUGGCAGCAAUUCAGAAAGGGCCUAGCUGGUCUGCUGGGCGACUUCAAUGCUGACAACACAGACAUUGAUCGGCAGAACGCAACUACGACUACGAAUGGCUUGCAGCAACUGGAAGUAACCCCAGCUGCGCUGCUUGUCGAGCUGACAUCAACGACGCACAGGCCAAUACCGGAAACAACAACAGCAGCAAUGGCAAUAACACCACCAGCACUGGCAACAGCAACAACAACCGUGCGACCUUCUACGCCGUAAACACUUCACAAACAAACAUUUUAUGUUUACUGGUAUAUUAAAUAUACGUAUACAAACAUAUUUU